Molecule: messenger RNA, 321 nt
Organism: Naegleria lovaniensis
Lineage: Eukaryota; Heterolobosea; Eutetramitea; Acrasida; Naegleriidae
Exons: 2
Coding region: 1-321 (106 amino acids)
Source: RefSeq, a predicted model, not a curated record
AUGAGAAAUAAAUUCGUUUCAAGGAUAGGCACUUUUAAGGACAGCGUGUUCUUCGACAAGGGCUGGAGAGGAUUCGAGAAAUCAGAGCCUGGUGCUUUUUAUUCUUUUGCUAUUUUCUGUGUUGCUCCUUUCCUUCCUGUAGUUUCAUAUUUUGGAUUCAAGUGGUUUGGUGGAAUUGAUAUCACCAAAGCAUACCCACAUAUUGACUCUAGAGAAAAAUUUGUCUUCUUUAACGACAAGUCAUCUGGAAAGGAUGACGUAGGAGCAGUGUUUGAAUAUCACUAUGAUGAUGGAACCAAACAAGUUGUUUUCAACAAGUAA